GAAAGUCUUCCAGGAAGCUCAGAGGGCUUUACGGCUGCAGUGUAUGCAACUUAGGGCAUGAUGAAAAUACGAAGUUACUGGACUUAAUGGAAGUACUAUUAUGUUAACGAGUUGAUUUUAAAGGGUAAAUCGUGUAGUUUUAGAGAAAUGCCUUUGUUUACAAACAGAGGAGUGGGCCGCAUUAGCUCUACAGCGGAACUGUUCGACAAAUAUCCACAUUUAAAGGAAAAUGCAAGAACGUUUCGGUCCAGGCCACUUGUUGAUGUCGACCCAACCUGCUUCUUGUAUGUCCAACAAAGAGAGUUUGCUGCAACAACACCAUCAGACAGCAGUGUUUCAGUGAUCGGAUCUGAUGAUGCCACCACCUGCCAUUUAGUUGUGCUGCGACACACUGGAAGUGGAGCUGUUUGCCUUGCUCAUUGUGAUGGUUCCAGCACCUGGUCUGAAGUCCCGCUCCUAGUGAAAGCUGUCUCGUCACUGAGUAACGUCUAUAAGGAGGGCAGAUUUGAGCUUCACCUUGUCGGGGGAUUUAAUGAUGAGACAAAAACAUCCCAUAAACUCAGCCUUAGCAUCCUGGCAGCGUUCCAGAAACAGAAAGAAGAUAUUCAUCUGGAAACAUGCUGCGUCACAGAACUGAACGACAUUAUUGUUGAUGGAACACAUAGGCCUGUUGUGUAUGGAAUAGGUGUGAAUGUCAAAACAGGGGAUGUGUUUCCUUCAGCGCUCUCCCAUAAAGGACCGGCAGAACAGUUGCGUUCAGCAAGGACCUUCACCGGGGGACAGAUGGCUGACAUAUAUGACUCAAGUCGAGGACUUGUUAAAAUAGGCCCUUGCAAGUGGUCUCCAAAUCUGGAUAUUGCCUUCUGGUUGUCACAAAAUGAUGACACAAUUUUAAAGUACCUGUCAACCUCUCCGAUGGCUGAGCCACCACACUUUGUCCAGCACAUGAAGUCCACCAUCCAGUUCCUCUUAGAACACCCCAGCUCUGAUAGCCUGUUCCCUGGCGGUCAGCCACAGUUCUACCACAGGACUGAGAGGGGGGACUGGGAGAGGGUUGGCCCGUCAUAGAGCACAGCCCUAACUGCUUUCUUUCACUCAACCUUAACAUGGAACAUACCUAUUUUUGCCUCUCAGUUCAAUGGAUACAUUGUGACCCAUCCACCCAGUGUCUGAUUUUGUUCAUCGUGUCUUAACGUGGAGGGAAAUGCCCGCUUGAUCGUGUGUAUACUGUGUGGCUUUCCUGACUUGUCUUGCAGGUCAAGUUGGAAGAGUUUAGGAAGUAUAAGGGAUUCAGUUCAGUUUUGUCAUAGUUAGUUUUUUCUAAUCUUGUAAGGUGGUGUCUCCAUUUAUAUCAUCGACUUUAGUCUAGGUUAGUGACCUACUACUCUUUUCUCACUAUAGAAAGACAAAAACAAUACAUUGUCUUAUACCCUGUUCAAAGGUCAUAGCAAUCAUUAUGUAUCAUUUUUAGCAAUAACAAAAAAACUACAAACAUUUUUUUCUAUCUGCUAUAAAUGUUGCAUGCUUCCAUCAAUCAUUUUAUUAAGCAAACUUCCAUAAUUCAAACUUCUGACAUCAAAUUGCCUUUGUAGUUUUAAUCACUUGGUUAAUGUUGUUAAUGCAAACAUUCUGUGACAUUUGAAAUGAAUUAAGAAAUAUGCUUAUAUCUGUGUAUUAUGAAGUUAAUACGCCAAAACACGUAAAGCCAUGUCCUUAAAUGUAGAGCAUGAUUUACUGUGCACGACUAAUAACUGGUGGGGAACUCAAUCCAAUAAAAAUUAAGGAUAUAUUAUUUAUUUAUCCACUAUGUUCAUACCAAUGUGAGGAAAAAUAAUUAGCAUUCAGCUUUGUUGAGGAGUUUAACAAAGUGGAUAUUUGUCUUUAAAUGCACCUUCCUGAUGAGAUUGGAAUCAUGGUUGUAUAUACUGCUGUAUACUGGGCUAUGAAUGUUAUAGGAAAAUGCAUUUGUAAAUUGUACAAUAAUCUUCUGCAAGGGAGGGUAUGUAUUCUUGUUAAAUUUAACAAAAUAUGGUUUUACUUUUAAUGUGUAAAAAAUGAAAACACCAUUCAUUGUGUAAGGCCUUUCAUCACGUGUUAUUCUUAAGGUUGCAAGGUGCAAAUGGCAUUAAGUGCAACUUAUUGCAACUUGCGAUACUGUAUCUGUUGCUAAAUAAAUGUAAAUAAUCAAAUCUA
Labrus bergylta (ballan wrasse) is the source of this 2193-nucleotide messenger RNA. It is a transcript of the gene ntan1, whose product is annotated as N-terminal asparagine amidase. Gene Ontology annotation, cellular component: nucleus. NCBI's taxonomy places the organism in Eukaryota, Metazoa, Chordata, Actinopteri, Labriformes, Labridae. Gene Ontology annotation, biological process: ubiquitin-dependent protein catabolic process. Gene Ontology annotation, molecular function: protein-N-terminal asparagine amidohydrolase activity. The record is from RefSeq and is a predicted model, not a curated record.